UUCCGGGUGAGAGGGGGGACACAUCACUACUGGCGCCUUCUUCGGUCGGACUAACCUCGAAGAAAGACUUUGGACAACCAGGACGGCAGUUUGGGAUCUCUUGCUGAGAAAUGCCCCCCCAAACCAUAAGAAAGGCUUUAGCAGACAUGCUGGAGGACCUGUCACAGCUGGACUUUGAGAAGUUCUGCCGCCAGCUUCUGGACCGCAGAGAAGAGCAGCGGGUCAGACGCAGCAGGGUGGAGAGUAAAAGCUUCUUGGAUAUCGCAGACGUCCUGGUUUCAACUUUUGGCGAGCCUAAUGCUCUUCAGGUGGCUGUGGAGGUAUUGAGACAGAUUGACUGCAACUUGGAUGCAGACAGACUCGUUGAAGAGACAUCUGCACUACUCUCAAAAUCUGGUUCCAGUGACACUGCAAGACCCUCAGCUGGAGCAACUGGUGUAAAUAUCAUGGCAGAUGACAUACACUUUGUGGAUAAACAUAGAACGGCGCUGAUCAAUAGAGUGAGCAACAUUGCACCCAUUCUGGAUGAGCUCGUCGACAAAAAUGUCAUCCAACAAGAGACCUACGAUAGAAUCAGGAUUCUGCCUACCACUCAGGAAAAGAUGAGGGAGCUCUACUCUGGUUGCCUGAAAGCUAGUGGAACCUGCAAAGAUAUCUUCUACAAAAUCCUUGAGGAAAAUGAGAAAUAUCUCAUUGCUGACCUCAAGAAUAAAUAAAUGUUUCAUGUAAUUUCCAUUUUUAGACCAAACAUACACUCUACCUGAACAACAAAAAAUAAUUAUACAUUAAUAACGGGGAUAUAUUAAUGCUAUGUCUCUGUGGAUUUUCUUAAAAAAAUAAAUAAAAAACACUUUUUUCCACUGCAUGUUAAUGUUUAAUCAGAGCUGUUAGCUGCCUCUAGUUUUACUCUUAAAUUGUUUGAAAUUUGUAUGGUGUCUUCCCUACUGUGGUCAGUGAGGCUCAUUUAAUUGCUUCAUUUUGAUGAGAUUUCAUAUACAGUUUAAAACCAGAUUCAGCAAAUGUUUCAGACAAUCAUGUAAGAAAUGAAUAAAGAAUACCACCAGACAUGUAAUGUUUUUAAUCCAACAAAUAAAUUAAAUCAGAGUCUGUUUCUAACUUAAUUACUUUCUUUAAAUUAAAAUGAAUUAUCUGAAUGAUACUUGUGCCAAAUAUGCUAAAAGAUAUCUGGUUUUAUUACUUUUAUUCUGCCCAAUAAGAAUAAGUUUACUUUUGGAGGGUCACUGCAAAUGUUUUCUACUUUAAUAAAAUUUAUAUACAUUUAAUAAAA
Messenger RNA from Siniperca chuatsi (mandarin fish), 1288 nucleotides. It is a transcript of the gene pycard, whose product is annotated as PYD and CARD domain containing. Gene Ontology annotation, biological process: inflammatory response; regulation of apoptotic process; innate immune response. The transcript is spliced from 4 exons. The record is from RefSeq and is a predicted model, not a curated record. The coding region runs from base 111 to 716 and encodes 201 amino acids. Lineage: Eukaryota; Metazoa; Chordata; Actinopteri; Centrarchiformes; Sinipercidae.